This is a messenger RNA of Trifolium pratense (red clover), 2695 nucleotides long. Its product is annotated as ubiquitin carboxyl-terminal hydrolase 25. Gene Ontology annotation, cellular component: nucleus; nuclear pore; SAGA complex. The transcript has 9 exons. Gene Ontology annotation, molecular function: cysteine-type endopeptidase activity; cysteine-type deubiquitinase activity; transcription coactivator activity. The record is from RefSeq and is a predicted model, not a curated record. NCBI's taxonomy places the organism in Eukaryota, Viridiplantae, Streptophyta, Magnoliopsida, Fabales, Fabaceae. The coding region runs from base 240 to 2162 and encodes 640 amino acids. Gene Ontology annotation, biological process: protein deubiquitination; mRNA export from nucleus; positive regulation of DNA-templated transcription.
GUAUUUUUGUAAGAACUAAGAAGAUACUAGAAGAAAAAAAAUAUUACAAAUAAAAAAAUAACAGAAAAACAAAGAGAGGGAAAGAAAGAAGAACCUGAAAGAACCUCAAAUCGCUAUCGAAUUCGCGCGAUGCGAUUGCGGUGGCGUUGGCGGCGUUCAGUAUUGUUGAGGUCCCAACCAUCAACGGCAACGCCGUCCAAUGCUUUGGUGGCUUCUCCUUGUUGUCGCCGUCGGCGUUGAUGGCUACUUUGCAGAUGACCUGGCAACCUAAUCUCCUCACUCCCAAACGCAAAACUUCUCCUCCUUUAGGUCUUCGCAAUCUCGGUAACUCUUGUUACCUCAAUAGCGUUCUUCAGUGCCUCACUUUCACUCCUCCUCUCGCCAAUUUCUGUCUCCGUUCUCAACAUUCAUCUCUCUGUGAUUCUUCUGGUUCAUCUUGUCCCUUUUGUAUACUCGAGAAACAAAUUUUUCGAUUACUCCGUUUAGAUCUCACUUCCGAAGCUCCUUCGAAAAUCCAAAGCUGUUUACGGAUCUUUGCUGAGCAUUUCCGAUGUGGUCGUCAAGAGGACGCACAUGAGUUUCUUAGAUACGUUAUUGAUGCUUGUCAUAAUUCGUGUCUUCGUUUGAAGAAGAUUAGAAAGAAAAGUGGUGGUGGUGGUGGUGGUGACGGUGGUGCUUCUAUUGUUAAGGAGAUUUUUGGUGGUGCUUUGCAGAGUCAGGUUAAGUGUCUUUGCUGCGGAUACGAAUCGAAUAAGGUUGAUGAGAUUAUGGAUAUUAGUCUCGAUGUUUUUCAUAGUAAUUCGCUUAAGGAUUCUAUGCAGAAGUUUUUCCAGCCUGAGGUUUUAGAUGGAAAUAAUAAGUAUAAAUGUGAUGGUUGUAAGAAGUUGGUGACGGCUAAGAAGCAGAUGUCUAUACUUCAAGCACCUAAUAUACUUGUGAUACAGCUUAAGAGAUUCGAGGGCAUAUUGGGUGGCAAGAUAGAUAAGACUGUUGGAUUUGAAGAGGUUAUGGUGCUUUCUAGCUUCAUGUGCAAAACAAGCCAGGAUCCACAACCAGAAUAUAAGCUCUUUGGAACUAUUGUGCAUUCAGGAUACUCCCCUGAAUCUGGUCACUAUUAUGCUUAUAUAAAGGAUGCAAUGGGUCGUUGGUAUUGCUGUGACGAUUCUUGUGUAACACUUGCAAGCCUGCAAGAAGUUUUGUCAGAAAAGGUUUAUAUUCUGUUUUUCUCUCGAACUAAUCAAAAGCCAGCGUCAGUCAAUGGUUCUCUUGCAUCUAAUGGUGUGAAGCCCCAUCAUUCUAAUGGGAGUCAGGCAUCUGAAUCCCCUAAGGUUGAUGUACAAUUCAAAGCCGUCCAUGCAAAAUCAAAUUCUGAGCAAUCUUCUCGUAAAGAUAUGCCAAGUGUAUCUAAAAUUGGUGAAGUUCCUCCCGGCUUGCGAGUAAAGUUUGACAUUAAUGGUAGUUCAAAUUCCAAAAGAAGUCCGGCUCCUGUAAAUGUCAAUGGGAAAGUUGACAUGUUCAGUAAUCAGCCCUUGCUAACAAAUGGGCAUGCAACAAAUUCAGUUUCUUUGGAAAAUGGAAAGAAAGAUCAUUCUUCAUCAUUACCCACCAGAAAUGGCUUUGACAAAAAUAAGAUUGGUGUUGCUAACAACACGAAAUGGAAUGAUUCGACAGUUACAAAUGGACACACUAAUAUUCAGACGGUUGAUACCCAUUCUGUAAAACUAGAUCCUCCGGAAGAUAUUGAUAGAAGCAAGAUAAUAACAGUUAGAGGGCCUGGCAACUUUAAGCAAGAAAGUAAUGGUGUCGUCAACAAAACUAAGAUACUGGGGAAUAAGAGAAAAGUACAGGAGGCUCCAUGCAUUUUGCUUGCAAAUGAUAGUCAGUCUCGUGCUAGAGUUGAAGAAAUGAGAGACAUUCUUGGGAAAGAAGUAAAGUCAGUUUUGAGCUCAUGUGGCUGGACGGAUAAGGUUGAUGAGUAUAUGCGUGUUAGAAAGAGGUUGCAUGAAAAAGAACCAGGGAAUUUAACAAGUGAUGUUAAAAGGAAGUUAAUAGCAGAUGCCCGGAAUGCUUUUAAAUCAAAGGUUCCCGAGUCAUUGAAAAAGGAUCUGAUUGAACGUCUCAAAUCAUUUAGCCAAGAAAAAGUACAAUUUGAUGGACCUUGAUCAAAACAUGCAUGUUGAUCUGUCUUGCUAGUGAGACCUGGUGUGUAUACUGUAUUACUAAUUAUCGUAGGAAUGGUGGUGCCUAUACUGGGUUGCUCAGUUUGGGUUUGUCACAUACUGACUCUUUGAGCUAGUGCUGGCGUUAGUCGCAGGAGAACGUGGAGACUGUAUCAUUCAAGUCUUCCACAAUGGCCAUGUAAUGAUUUCCUAGGUGUUCCGUUCCAUGCAUAUUCGAUAUAGAAGUUUAGGUUUCAUGUCUUGCUGCCAUAUGUUCUCUUUCUCCGCGGAGGCUACAAAGUUUUCAUUGAAUCUUUGAGGAGUAUACGGAAUUAUAUUCAUUUUGUACAAUCUGUUUUAGUCAUGUAUUGGAGCAAAAGCAUAUUUUUCUAUAAUGUUGCUCAACAAAUUUUGCAUCUAAGAUGAGGCUGUAUAUGGCUUGUUGAAUUUAUGUAUCUACUUUUUGGCAUAAACGGAAAGAAUCAUAAGCCAUUGAUGGUGGACGAUGUUAAAAUUUUGAAGGAUUUAUUGCUCAA